UCACACAAGGAGGCAGAUCAUGGGGGAGUUGUGGGUUUAUUUUGUUGUUUUCUGGGCAUUGCUUCUAAUGACCAUUUCUGGAGAGGAUGAUAUAGGCACAUCAAAAGAGUGUGAGGAUGCUCCUUUUGUUCCAGGAUACAAUCUUGCUGGAGAAGGAUUUGAUGUUGUGACCAUGGAGCGAAAAGGUUCUUAUGUGAUCGACAUGGAAAAAUGGGAUUUAGGAAACGGCUCUUGUAAGUUUCGCAAAAAUAACUAUAUGAAUGGAAUAAAACAGAAGCUACCAGCUGCAGUUGUGUUCUGGAGGACCUUGCCAAAGUGUUCGAUGAAAGUCUCCAGUCAGACAUUUGAAUCAAGUGAAGCAGUGGUCAAUGAUUCAUCAUCAGCACUCUCAGUCGGCUGGAAAGUUGGUUUAGAUGUGAAGGCUGUUGGAGCUGCAGUUGGAAGCACUCAUUCCAGGGAAGCAAAAUUUGCAAUGACAAAAUCAAAAGAAGAUAAAUACAGUUUCACUAAGCAUGAAAUUGCAUGCAACUUUUACAGAUACAGUGUAACUGCAAAGCCUCCUCUUCAUGCAGAGUUUCUUGAAGUAAUCAAAUCACUCCCUGCAUCCUAUGAUCCAGACGCCUACCGCAACCUGAUCACUACAUAUGGUACUCACUAUACCACAAGUGUCAAGUUAGGAGGACAAAUGAAAGCCAUAACAGCCAUCAAAACCUGUCAGGCAGCAGUGAGUGGACUUACAGACACUGCGGUGAAAGACUGUUUGGACGUUGAAGCCUCUGGUUCAUACAGUGUAGCAACUGUGAAGGCAGAGGCACAUUUUUGUAAAGAACUGAAGAAAAAGAUGGGCACAAAGGAAAAGUUCAGCUCCAUUUUCAAUGAGCGUCAGACAGAUAUUAUUGGAGGAAACAUAAAUGGAGAAGAUCUGCUUUUUUCUGGUUCAUCACACCCAAAUUCCCUUAAAAAUUGGCUUACGUCAUUGAAGAGUCUCCCUGACAUUGUGCAUUACUCUCUGAAACCCCUCCAUUUCUUACUGAGUACUAAACACCCUGCAAGGAAAGGACUGAAGAAAGCUGUUGAAGGAUACAUCAUUCAAAAUGCCCUCAUGAAGGUUUGCUCUGAACCUUGCAAGAUUGGCAGGAAGUGCAACGCAAGAGACCGAUGUGCUUGUGUUUGUGAAAGUAGUCAAAUGAUUAAGUCUAACUGCUGUCCAGCUGAAAAAGGACUUGCAACCCUGAAAGUCCACCAUCUCAGAGCUAAAGGUCUGCAUGCAGAUUUAUUUACACAAACAGAUGGUUUUGUAUUAGUUAAAUAUGACAAAACAUCCAGGCGCACUAAGACCAUUGAUAAUAAUGACAAUCCACGUUGGCCAGAAACAUUUGCGUUUGGUCCUGUUAAGAUCAAAAUGGCCAAUAAACUAACUUUUGAAGUAUAUGAUGCAGACUCUCUCUGGAUCACAAAAUUCCUUGGUAAAUGCUCUUUUGAUCUUAGAAGUGGAGUUGUGACUGAUGCUUGUGUUUUUACACAUGGUACCUUCUUUUUUACCUAUGAAGUGAAAUGUGAACCCAGUCUGCAGGGCCCACAGUGUAAUGAAGUCAAACCUUCUCCAAUGUCUGCCCCUCUGGCUGAUAUUUUCAGCUCAAGAAAUGGUGUUCUGGUUAAAGACAUGCCGAGGCUUGAAUUAGCAUUCAAUAACUCAGAUAAGUUCACUAUCAAGAGUACUUUUGGAAAGCUGAUUAUGCUGUGACCUGCAUCUUAAAUCCCUACUUUAUGCAUUAAAAGUAGCCCUGUAACCUUUCACAGCUCUUUCGUCUGCUAGAAAAAAAUGCCCAGAACCUAUGAUCACUUCUUUUCCGACUGCUUCUCUGUUUUAGUUUCUGUGUUUUUUGCAUUAAUAAAGCAUUCCUAAAGACA
Labeo rohita (rohu) is the source of this 1911-nucleotide messenger RNA. RefSeq names its product perforin-1-like. The record is from RefSeq and is a predicted model, not a curated record. Gene Ontology annotation, cellular component: membrane attack complex. NCBI's taxonomy places the organism in Eukaryota, Metazoa, Chordata, Actinopteri, Cypriniformes, Cyprinidae. The coding region runs from base 20 to 1744 and encodes 574 amino acids. Gene Ontology annotation, biological process: immune response. The transcript is spliced from 3 exons.